CGGUUGAGCGUCGAUUUAGAGAUGGUGCGCGAGCGCUACGAGAAGUCGCAGAUCGAGCUGCGACGACUGCAGAACGAGCGCGAGAAGCUGGUGGCCGACAACGAACGCAUCAGCUUCGAGUUGGAGCGUGCGCACUCACAGCUCAACAAGGCGCAGGCGGCAACGGAGAAGACGCAGGAGGAGCUCGCGCGUAUGCAGCUCGAGAUCGAGAAGAUGUACGAGAAGCACGAUCGUCAGCAGGCGGAGGUGAGGAAGGCACAGGGCGAGGCGGAACGGCUGCGCUCUGAGGCGGAGAGCGCGCGCGAGGAGGUCGAGAGGUAUGCAGCACGCUUCGGCAAGUACCAGGAGAGCCAGGAACGACAGAAGGAGGAGCACGAGUGGGCGAAGCUAGAAGUGGAGCGACUACGUGACCGUCUGGAGAAGGCGCUGGCGGAGCUUGAGCGCGCGCGGAAGGCCGAGCAGGACGCCUCGAGGCUGCGCGCCGAUCUGGAGCGUGCGGAAGGCGUGCGAGGUAAAUACCAGUACGAGCAGGAGAAAUGGCAAAGCGAGGGUAGUAGGCUACAGCAGGAGGUGGACAAGCUACGCGAGCGGUUGGAAGGCCGCGAGGCUGAGCUGAAGAGAACGCAGUCGAACCACGUCGAGCUCGAGGCGAAGCUGCAUGAGGCGCAGCUUCAACUCGAGCGGGCGCGCGAUGAGACCGGCAAGGCUACAGCGCAGCAGGAACGCAAUCGCUCGGAGAUCGAGCGUGCGCGGAUCGAGGCCGAGAAGAUACGCGAUCGGCACGACAAGGUGAAGAUGCGGGCUGACGCUCUCGAAGCGGACAACGAGAAACUGCGCGUCGAGAUCGUUCGGCUGGAGCGACUGAUGCAGACCGAGGGUAAGACGAGAUCCGAGAGCGCGAGUAUCGAGGUAGAGCGUUUACGAGCCAGCCUGGACAAGGCCAUCGUGGCGCGCGAUCAGGUUGAGCUUGAGGCCGGCAGGCUCGCGAAGGAACUCGAGAAGGCGCAUUUGCAGACCGCCAAGUAUCAGGAAGCCACCGAGGCCAGUAAGAAGGAGCUUGAGCGUCUCGCUGCGGAUGUGCAGUUGCUGCGGGACGAACGCGACGCGCUGCGCCAGGAGCUGCGCCGCGUGCAGCAGCAACAGCAACAGCAGCAGCAACAGCAACAGCUCGCCGGCAACGAGGAACUUGCCCGGAUGCAGUACGAGCUGCAAAUGGCGCAACGCGAACGCGAUAAGAUGGCAGCAAUUUUGGAGAAUCGGGAGAAGCACUCGGAGAAGUUGAAGGAGAAGUUGGAGGCGGAUGCGAAGCAAUUGCAGGUGGAACGCGAUCAACUCGUUAUACAGCUGGAGAAAUCGCAAGAAAUGCUGGUCAACUUCCAGCAGGAGCUUAGCGCGAACGAGGCCGAGCUUGAACGUCAGCGCGAAGAGGCCCGUCGUCUUCAACAGCGAGCCCACGCGCAGACACCCGAUCGCGCUGCCAAGGAGGCGCUUGAUGCACAGAUGCGUGAGGUACAACGGCUACAGCAACAGGUACAAAACUUGCAGCAGACGCAGCAGAAGGAGCGACAGCGCGCCGAGCAGGCGGAGAAGCGGGUGCAAGAGCUGCAGAAGCAGCUGGCAUCGCGCGGCGCCGAGACGACCCAGCUCGACGCGGCUCAGCUCGAACAGUGGCGGAAGCUAUGCGAGACGGAGCGGCAGCGGGCGGACACCGCCGAGCGCGAAGCCUCCGACUUGCAGAAGCGGAUACAAACGACGGAACGGCAACUGCACGCGCAUCAACAGCAGAUCCAACAGAUGCAAGUCACUAUGCAACAGCAGCAAGUACAGCUGCA
This is a messenger RNA of Temnothorax curvispinosus, 1832 nucleotides long. Its product is annotated as golgin subfamily A member 6-like protein 22. Gene Ontology annotation, cellular component: cytoskeleton. NCBI's taxonomy places the organism in Eukaryota, Metazoa, Arthropoda, Insecta, Hymenoptera, Formicidae. The transcript has a single exon. The record is from RefSeq and is a predicted model, not a curated record. The annotation marks the transcript as partial.